Molecule: messenger RNA, 789 nt
Organism: Cercospora beticola
Lineage: Eukaryota; Fungi; Ascomycota; Dothideomycetes; Mycosphaerellales; Mycosphaerellaceae
Molecular function (GO): hydrolase activity
Source: RefSeq, a predicted model, not a curated record
AUGAAGCUCCUUACUCUCACGCAUGUUUCUGCUUUCUCACUCUCUCUGACAGCGGCAAACCCUACCUCACAGUCAACACGAGCUGAAAAGCCACCUUUCUUUCUCCUUGCUGGCGAUAGUACUACGGCAAAGCAGUCCACGGGCGGUGGAGGCUGGGGUGCAGGUUUCCUCAACAAGACGCUCAAGUCUCCAGCAAGUGGCUUGAAUUACGGACACAAUGGUGCAACCACUGUCUCUUUUCGCGAUGGCGGUGAUUGGGACACAGUUCUGAGCCAAGCAUCCUCACAUAUCGACGACUACAAAGUCUUUGUGACUAUUCAAUUCGGCCACAACGACCAGAAAGCGGACAAGGGCAUCAGCAUCGAUGAUUACAAGACCAAUCUGGGUGUGUUCAUCGACGAAGUCCGCGAAGUCGGCGCAGAACCAAUUCUCGUAACGCCAUUGACUCGACGCGGCUUCAGUGGCACUCCGCCCAGGAUCGUGGAGAAUCUGGCUGCGGAACGAAAUGCAACGAUCAAUGUUGCGAAGACAAAGUCGAGCAAGUAUAUUGAUCUCAAUCUGGCGAGUACGACGUAUUGUAAUGCCAUUGGGCCGGAAGCUUCAUGGCAGUAUAAUUUGAUCAAUGCGACUAUCGAUGGCGAUAGGACACAUCUUAACGAUUAUGGUUCUGUCGUUUUUGGAAGAUUGGUUAGUGACUUGCUGGUGGACAAGUAUGGCAAGCAAUUCAAAGAAUGGACUGUGAAGAAUAAGACGCUGAGUGCGCUAUUGGCGAAGGGGAUUGCUGCUUGA